UUCUCCCAACAACAACUACCCUAUCACAUUUCACAUUUCACAUUCACCACAUUAAUUCCCUUGUUGUUUUUAGCCACAAUGGGUCUGAAGUUUACACAUGCAGUGAUGAUAAUAGUUAUAAUGAGUGCUUCAAUGUUUUCAGUGAGCAUGGCCAACAAGGAUUGGUUCCCUGCUUUCAACUACACUGAUUGGUGGUCCAGAUUUGGGAAUCAUCAACAAAACAAAACACAGCAACAACCAAGGCAGAUUGUUGUGGGUGGUUCUGAGCAUUGGCACUUUGGCUACAACUACUCUGAUUGGGCUAUCAAGAACUUCCCAUUUUACCUCAAUGACACUCUAGUGUUCAAAUAUGAUGCUCCAAAUGCCACCACUUUCCCACACAGUGUCUACAUGUUCAAAAACUAUGGCAGCUUCUUGAAGUGUGACAUAAAAAAGGCUAAGAUGUUGGCAAGUCCGGUGCAAGGUGGAGGAGAGGGGUUCAAGUUUCUGUUGCAGAAGUGGCAGCCUCAUUACUUUGCCUGCGGUGAGAGAAAUGGCUUCCAUUGCAGCAAUGGCACCAUGAAGUUUGCUGUCAUGCCAAUGUUUCGUCCCUUCUGGCCGUGGCCAUGAUACAAUUGCACCGACCAUUCAAACUUGCUAUCGUUAUUUUUUCUUCUUCUUAUUAUAUGUUUUGUCCCAAGUUUUCUUCAAAUAAAUUAUAUUGUAGCUUCAACUUGAUUGAUUUUUAUCAAAUUUUAAUUAUUGUAAUGCACUUUGGUGAAAGAUCAUAACAGCCAUAAAGAGUUGUUUGUGUUGUAUACUUAGGCCUUUUAAAUAAUAGGACAUGAAAAUUAUCUAUAAGAGCCUGUUUUAUUAGAAGAUGAAACAGAGUUAUCUU
Molecule: messenger RNA, 877 nt
Organism: Vigna unguiculata (cowpea)
Lineage: Eukaryota; Viridiplantae; Streptophyta; Magnoliopsida; Fabales; Fabaceae
Molecular function (GO): electron transfer activity
Source: RefSeq, a predicted model, not a curated record